AGGAAAUUACCAUCACGAUGGCUUCGACGUCUCAAACACAAGAAUCUGAAUGGAAAAACCAAAUAAGAGCACCGCCAAAGGAUUUACGCCCGCAAACUGAAGAUGUUACAAAUACAAAAGGUGGAGAAUGGGAAGAUUUUGGACUCAGAAGAGAAUUAUUAAUGGGUAUUUUUGAAGCAGGUUUUGAAAAACCAUCACCUAUACAGGAGGAAGCUAUUCCAUCAGCUAUAGAAGGCAGGGAUAUUUUAGCAAGAGCAAAAAAUGGUACAGGUAAAACUGCAUCAUUCGUCAUUCCAUCUUUAGAGAAGAUAAACGUACAGAAACCAAAAAUUCAAGCUUUGCUAUUAGUACCUACUAGAGAGUUGGCUUUGCAAACCUCUCAAGUAUGCAAAACAUUAGGCAAACAUUUAGGUAUACAAGUCAUGGUUACCACAGGUGGUACUACUUUAAGGGAUGAUAUUAUGAGAUUAGCCGACCCAGUUCACAUUUUAGUUGGUACACCAGGUAGAAUAUUAGAUUUGGCAAGUAAAGGAGUUGCCAACCUUGAAGAAUGUCCAACAUUCGUUAUGGACGAAGCAGAUAAAUUAUUAUCACCAGAGUUUACCCCAGUUAUGGAACAAUUGUUAGGUCAUUUACCUUCAUCUAGACAAGUUAUGUUGUUCUCCGCAACAUUCCCAUUAAUUGUUAAAGACUUUAAAGAAAAACAUAUGAGAAACCCUCACGAAAUUAACCUAAUGGAUGAAUUGACACUUAGAGGUAUCACACAAUAUUACGCUUUCGUUGAAGAGAGACAAAAAGUUCACUGUUUGAACACUUUAUUCUCAAAAUUACAAAUCAAUCAAUCAAUUAUUUUCUGUAAUUCAACCAACAGAGUUGAAUUGUUAGCAAAGAAGGUUACAGAAUUGGGUUAUUCUUGUUUCUUCUCUCAUGCAAAGAUGUUGCAGAGCCACAGAAAUAGAGUAUUUCACGAUUUCAGAUCAGGAGUUUGUCGUAAUUUAGUUUGUUCAGAUUUGUUGACACGUGGUAUUGAUAUCCAGGCCGUCAACGUAGUUAUAAACUUUGAUUUCCCAAAGAACAGUGAAACAUAUUUGCACAGAAUUGGUAGAUCUGGUCGUUACGGUCACUUAGGUUUAGCAAUAAAUUUAAUCACAUAUGAAGAUAGAUUUAGUUUAUACAAAAUUGAACAAGAAUUAGGUACAGAGAUACAACCAAUUCCAUCACAAAUUGAUAGGUCGCUUUACGUUGCACCAAACGCAAGUAAUGAAGAUGGUCAAAUUCAACAAUCACAACAACAAAACCAACAACAAAAAGGUUUACCUACAUUACCACCUACACAACAAGUUAUGAAUGCAUAUGCACAACCACCACCACAACCAACAUUUAACCAAAAUCAACAACAGAAUAACCACCAUCAAUACCAACAACGUAGUCAUCGUGGUGGAUACAACAAUAAUGGAUACUACGGUAAUUAUCGUGGUAGAGGUGGACCACCACGUGGAGGAGUGCCUAGAGCUUAGAUUCUUUUCUUUUGACUAUUUCUUCAAUCUGUGAUAUAGUUCUUCUCAUUUUUUCAACUCAUUUCCUUUAACGCUUUUCAACAUGCUUUCUUUUUAUUCAAUAUCUCCUUUUCUCAAUUUAGUUACUUGAAUCAGUAGUUAUCUCAAACAUCAAAUCAUUUGAUUCACUAACACUUAUCAAACAAUCCGUCAGGACGGGAUACUUUUACGUUAUUAAUAUGAAAAGAUAUCCUUUUAUUAUUAUAUUUGCAAAAUAAAUGCAAAUAUCCACCAAACUAGCCAGAUAUUGAAAGCAUUCAACAUGCUUUUUACUUUAGUUAAUCUAACCACCGCAAACGAUUAUCAACUAACCUUUAAACAAGCAAAACCCAACCGAUUAACAAUAAUAACCGAGAAAAUAAGAAAUAAAAAACUAUUUAAAUUCAGAUUGUAUUUGUAUCAAUGCAUUCAGAUUCAAUUUG
This is a messenger RNA of Wallemia mellicola CBS 633.66, 1978 nucleotides long. RefSeq names its product DEAD-domain-containing protein. Gene Ontology annotation, molecular function: RNA helicase activity; mRNA binding; ATP binding. The coding region runs from base 18 to 1517 and encodes 499 amino acids. Gene Ontology annotation, biological process: cytoplasmic stress granule assembly; P-body assembly. The transcript has 5 exons. Gene Ontology annotation, cellular component: P-body; cytoplasmic stress granule. Lineage: Eukaryota; Fungi; Basidiomycota; Wallemiomycetes; Wallemiales; Wallemiaceae. The record is from RefSeq and is a predicted model, not a curated record.